AUGCGCCAUUCUGGGUCGUCCGUUCUGGUGCUGAUCAUGGACAUCGCAGUCACGCGGCAUUGCGCUGUUCGCUGGGAGCGGAUGCUGGGCAACAACAUCUUUGGUAGAUCUCAAGAUUGGCACUCGCGCCAUCGCGAGCGCACGUGGGCUGCUGGCGGUCUCUUCAUCUACGAGGUGCACAGCCUUCGCUGCGAUACUACGAACAGUGCCGCUGCCAAGAGUCAGAAGGUCCACCUUUUCAGCGUGACCAGCCGCUGCGUCUCGCCGGCGGACGUCGGCCAGACGCUAGGGGGAGGGUUAGCGAGGAGUGAGGGAUAG
Prorocentrum cordatum is the source of this 318-nucleotide messenger RNA. NCBI's taxonomy places the organism in Eukaryota, Dinophyceae, Prorocentrales, Prorocentraceae. The record is from the annotation of a GenBank genome assembly.